CCCUCCGGUGCGGCGCGGCGCGGUCCUGCCCGAGCGACGGCAUGGAGAAGCUGCGGCGGGUGCUGACCGGGCAGGACGACGAGGAGCAGGGACUGACGGCGCAGGUCCUCGAUGCCUCAACACUCAGCUUUGGUACUCGAGUCAGAUGGUUUGCCAUAUGUUUUGUUGCUGGCAUUGUAUGCUCUAUUCUUGGAACAGCAUUGCUAUGGCUCCCAAAGGGGAUCAAACUUUUUGCAGUGUUUUACACCCUGGGAAACAUUGCUGCAUUAGCCAGUACAUGUUUCCUGAUGGGGCCACUGAAGCAACUGAAAGCAAUGUUUGAGCCAAAAAGAUUAAUAGCUACAGUUGUGAUGCUGUUGAUUACAGCUGAUGUGGAUAAGAAACCCUUCAUGAAUUCCUUCUGGAUGGCUGUCAUAUGGGUUGUAUAUUCUUUCUCUCUCACACCCACAUGAAAAAAAAAAGUUACAAUCUCAUUUGAGAAGCUCACGUUUGCCCACAUCUUUUGGAGAAGUGACUUGAUCCUUGCUUGGACUCCAAGCUUUGUUAAAGAGGUGACUUUUUGUCAUCUCUUCCAAAUCAUACCAAGUUACAAGUCCUAGGGAAGUUAUGUUUCGUAGGUCUGCAGUACAUAUGUCCAAGAAUAUCUCCAAUUCUCUAGAGUCUCUGUUUGCUGAGCAUGAAUUCUCUAACACUUUACAGCUGUGGGCUUUUUCUGGUCAAGCUGAGGGCCUAAGCCAGACACUAAAACAGCCAGCACAAAAAUUAUUUGCUCUGUUAGCCUAUCAUCCACUGUACUCAGACGUGGUGACAAAAAAAAUAACUUGCUUUGAAGGCUGUAGAAACAAGACACAUCAGAAGUGAAAGGAGAACAGAGAGUAGAAAAAACAUCACACACCUACCUAUCUGUGCAGAGAAGCUACCAGCAAGGUUAGGAAAAGACAGAAUGAAAGAUUUCAUCUAAUAGGGAACAGGAACACUGGAUGAGAGCUAAGACUCUUAGGAUGGAAAAUUUCAGUAGUACAGAGCAGAACUGGUAAACUUCUAAAGUUUAGAAAACUUUUGAUGUAUUUGACUGUUUUCUUCCCCAUCCUAACACAAAGCUGGAAUUGUAGGCAACUGAGGAGUCACCAAUAUGUUUGGAAAAUUUCAAGAGAGUCUGUUAUUUUCAUUUCUUCCACUAAAACACCAAUAAUUUUUUUCUCACUGAAAAUUAAUAUAGGGUUUAAUUCUGUUUUCUACUGUGUGUAAUGACAAAUGGAGGGAGCCAGGUGAGACUUAGUGGAAAAGUUCAAAGUGAUGCUUGCACAAAUGGUGUGAUUAAUUUGGCAUAGUAAACCAUAUCAUUGUAAUGUUCCAUCAAAGGUGUGUAAGUAGUUUGAAUAAAGCUUCAUGUGAGCUUUUUUGCUGUGUAUGAAGCAGCUGCUCUCUAGUGGGCUCGUCAUUACUGUCGGAAGAUGAAAAAAACCUCUGGCAGAAGAAGCAGAGCCUGUGUUUGCCAGAUACUGUAAUUGUGAAUGGGUGUUUUUAAUAAUGGGUUGUUCAUGGUGAUGCACGUACCUUUCUUGUCAGAUGCUGAUGUUAGGAAUACUAGACCCAAAAUGAUACUAUGUACUGAAAUAAUAGAACAGCAGUUCCCAGACUACUUGGUUGCUUUCAAGCGAGCUUUAUCAUCUAAGCCCAUCUCUUAAUAGACCUAACACAUAAGGCUCCACAGACCUGGUUAUACUCCUCAUGGUUCCUGAGGUCAGUUCCUGCCUCCUCUUUCUUCUAAGACUUGUCCCAGCCCUUCUGGCCAUGGAGCACAUCAUACUGUGCUUUGGGAAACACCACUUUACAUGGAGUUCAGCAUAUAGUCACUGUGUGACAGCCUGUGCGUCUGCUUGUUUCAUGAGUCAAUUCUGAAA
Messenger RNA from Gymnogyps californianus (California condor), 1904 nucleotides. It is a transcript of the gene SFT2D1, whose product is annotated as SFT2 domain containing 1. The coding region runs from base 42 to 452 and encodes 136 amino acids. The record is from RefSeq and is a predicted model, not a curated record. Gene Ontology annotation, biological process: vesicle-mediated transport. Gene Ontology annotation, cellular component: membrane. Lineage: Eukaryota; Metazoa; Chordata; Aves; Accipitriformes; Cathartidae. The transcript has 5 exons.